AAGAACUUCGACGAGAAAAGUACUUCCAAAGAAGUGAAACGAAUUCUCCUGAGUCUUUUACCACCGAGUUGGAGCAAAGACCAAAUUAAGAAUAAAGUUGGAGCUUCUGAUUGGCUCAUUCGAGAGAUCUCGAUAAACAGCGAUGAAACCAUUGAUGGAAUGGCCAAUCCCACCAGGAAGCCUGGUAAAAGGCCUUUGAAUCACGAGACUGAAGAACUUGUGAAAAACUUUCUCAGCAAUUGCCAGGAAUGAAAGAUUAUAAGUCCGUUGAAAUGCUCGGUGGUGGAAAACAAAAAAUGCAAAAAAGACUUGUGUUUUAGUUUAAAACCUCAGUACUACAUAUUGGCUGGAACUUCUGGGUCACACACGGUGUGUGUGUGUACGAUGCACGAAAAUGUGAAGCUAAUGCUGAAUGGAUGUCAAUUCACGGAAUUGCUUCCAGCAGUUGGCUGCGAAGAACCUGGGGGAAUUCCAACUUCUCGAAGUUUGUUGGACUCACUCAUUCGCCAGUAUCCGACGGAAAAAUGUUAUAAUCGGUCAUGUGAGGAUUGUCCUGAUGGUUCUGAUCUCUCUGAACUGUUCGUUGAGAGGUUGAAGCAACGAGGCAACACGGAGAUCACCUAUAAGCAGUGGACAACGACAGAUCGUUGCACAACCAUUGACAAAAGCGAUUCAGUUGAGCAAUUCACGGGAAUAUUGUUUAAAAGUUUGAAUAAACUAGUGUGGCAUCAUAAUGUCGCACAACAGCAGAGCCAACACUUGAGAGACGUGAAAAAUGAUUUGAAAGCAGGGGAAUUAGUUGUGGUGAUGGACUUCUCUGAAAAUUACGCUUUCGUCGUGCAAAGGCCAGCUCAAGCUUUUCAUUGGAACAAUAAACAAGCCACAAUAUUCCCUGUCGUCGUGUAUUAUAAGGAGAGUGAUGAACUGAAAGCUGUGUCAUUUACUGGCAUAUCUGAUUGUAACAAACAUGACACUAUCAGUGCUUACAUGUUCCAAUGUGAAUUAGUGGCAUUCUUAAAGGUAAAAUUUGGAGAAGUAAAUAAAUUUUUUUAUUUUACUGAUGAGACACCGUCCCAGUUCAAGAACCUAAAAUCAUUCUCAAACCUGGCCCAUCAUUUUGAAGAUUUUGAGAUUGAAGCUAAAUGGCAUUAUUCCCUGCUCAUGGCAAGGGACCGAGUGAUGGAGUCGGUGACACGGUGAAACGUCUUGCAAGACUUGCAAGCUUGAAAAUGACAGAUAAUCAUAUUCUCGGUGCCAGGGAUUUGUAUGAGUGGUGUCGAAGCCACAUCAACAAUAUUAGUUUCGUUUAUUGCACCCAGGAAGAUUACGCAUCUUACAAGCAGAGAUUAUCACCUCGAUUUUUUAGACCAAUAUCGGUGAAAGGUACUCAAAGCUACCACUGUGUGAUUCCAACAACUUCAACAAAUUCUCUUACAUUCAAGAAAACUAGCAAGUGUCAGAUAUCUCAUGAAAUCUUGAUAAGGUAGUCAAGUGGGGAAUAUAUUCCAUAUAUGUCAAGUGAAUUCACACUGAUGGUACUAUUAAAAUGACUAUUGAUAGUUUCUGGGCGCCUAACCUUCAUUGACUCCUUCCAUGAGUUCAUAAAAAUUCGAGAGUGUUUAUAGUUCCAUGGUUGACAUUAUUAAGGAAAAAAUCAAAUUUUCGCAAUAGAUUUGUACAUAUUUGAGAUUGAAGUUAAUGGAGAGGGGAUUUUUUUUUCCUCAUGUCUUCGAAAAAAAAAAGAUCUUUCGAGGAAAAAAAAAUUUCAAAAACUGUUGGGGGACAGGGUUAGAAGAGUGAUUUUACACUUUUUCGGAAAGGAAAACGGCGUUUUCACCGUAAAAAACACCUCGGAGUGAAAAAAAAAAUUUUUUUUCUGAAAAUUGAGAAUUUUCCGAUGAAAAAUGCUAUGUCCAAUUUUUUUUUAACCAUAUCAAGAGGAAUUUUCGUCGAAAAAACAUGAAAAAAAGUCAAAUUAAGCAUAUCUUGUGAAGGAGUUGAGUUGGAGCGCUAAAAUUUGAAGUGAAGUUACUUCUUAUCAAGUAUAAAGAUAUAUCAAAAGUUGGUAAAAAUCCCAGACUUGGCGCAAAAUGAUCGGUUGGUAAUUUGUGUAAUGACCCAUAUAUGUUAAUGUAUACUAUAAAAUUU
Messenger RNA from Diachasma alloeum, 2148 nucleotides. RefSeq lists its product as uncharacterized. The coding region runs from base 385 to 1200 and encodes 271 amino acids. The record is from RefSeq and is a predicted model, not a curated record. The transcript has 3 exons. Lineage: Eukaryota; Metazoa; Arthropoda; Insecta; Hymenoptera; Braconidae.